Molecule: messenger RNA, 3171 nt
Organism: Loxodonta africana (African savanna elephant)
Lineage: Eukaryota; Metazoa; Chordata; Mammalia; Proboscidea; Elephantidae
Gene: PGBD1
Product: piggyBac transposable element derived 1
Exons: 6
Coding region: 666-3080 (804 amino acids)
Molecular function (GO): sequence-specific DNA binding
Source: RefSeq, a predicted model, not a curated record
UCUCAUGGCAGUGUGCCAAGAGUUAUAAGGCCACUUCCUCUUAUAAUGUCAUUUUUGUCACAUUUUAUUGGUGGAAAUAAGUCAUAAUCCAGCACAGAUUCAAGGGAAGGAGAAAUAGACUCACCUUUUGAUGUGAACAGUGGCAAAAUCUCAUUACAAAAGAUAUUUGGGGGUAGACGUUAUAAUUUCAGUCAUCUUUGGAAAUAGUCUACUGUACCUACAUUUGAGGUGGAAUAUUCAGUGAGAGAUACACAGAGAUAGAUGACUUUGAGAAUAUAGUAUCUGUCAUGCAGGUAGCCACCUGGCUCCUUCAUGAGUAAAGUUAUCUCCCUUUCCUAGCUAAAAUGUAAACUGCUCAAGCACUCUUAAAAGUCUAAUAAGCCCUUCUUCCCUCAUAUUUCACAUCCUUUAGCUCUUGGCUGGACCCCCUCAGGGUUGAAGAUGUACUUCUGAUUAAUUUCACUGAUAAAGAUAGGCAAAAGGGCUCAGCUUUUGAACAUGACCUACUGUGGGGACAAAAAUAUUACCAUGUGGUGUAGCGUUUUGAAGCUCUUGUAAUUUUCAUGUUACUGACACAUUCUCAUGCCUCAGAUAGACAUUUAGAAAAACAUUUCUGAACUGUAAACCACAGUCAAGUGAUCCCUGUUCUAGCAUCUAAGCUUAACAUGUAUGAAGCUUCAGGCCCUGCUCCUGAAGAUGAAGAAGGCCUUGUGAAAGUGAAGGAGGAAGAUCCCACAUGGGAACAGGCAUGUGGCUUACAGGAGAGCAGCUCCCACACUCGGGAGGUUUGCCGCCUGCGCUUCCGGCAGUUCUGCUACCAUGAGGCUUCUGGGCCCCGUGAGGUCCUGGCUCAACUCCGAGAACUUUGCCGUCGAUGGCUAAAGCCAGAAACACACACCAAAGAGCAGAUCCUGGAGCUGUUGGUGCUAGAGCAGUUCUUGGCCAUCCUGCCCAAGGAGCUUCAGGUCUGCGCGCAAGUGUAUCAUCUGGAGAGUGGAGAGGAGGUGGUGACAGCGCUGGAAAAUCUAGAGGCAGAACAUGGAGACAUGGGACAACAGGCCUCAGUCUACAUUCAAGGACAGGACAUGCAUCUAGCAGUGACCGAAUACCAAGGAGCCUCUUUGGAGUGUCAGCACCUCCAGCUCCUGCCUGAAGUAACCACCCUGAAGUAUGAACCUCCAGAGAUCCACUUCCAAGAAGUGAGUGGGCCUGCUCCCCAGGGGCCAGCCCUUCUCCAGGAAGAAAACCUCAGAGACAAGGCAGCAGUGCCUGUGUUUAACUCAGCCAGGUCCCAGACGUUGGUGAAGACUGAGGAAGAAGCAGCCCAGGCCCUUGCCCCACAGGAGUGGCCUCAUCUGGGUUUGGCUGAGAGGAACCUCUCUGGGAACUCAGCUCAGGAAAAGGUUACAAACCUCAGUCUGAUGACUGAGGAAGUUGUGACUAAAGAUGGAUUGUUUCAUGCAAAGCAGGAAACUUCUGAAGAAGUGGACCCAGGUGGGGAGACCUCAGGAAUACCCAACAGAGACUGUGUACCCCAGAUCUCUUAUAGCAUGCCUGCCCCUCCUAAAAGGACAGUUGCACAUUUGAACACUCUGAAGGACCGUCACCUGGGUAACCUGUGGGCCCAGAUGCACAUUUCAUCCUUGGAAUAUGGUGCAGGAGACAUGACCCGUAAAGGCAAAAAAAAAGACAAACCUCGAGUGAGUGAACUGCUCCAAGGCCUCGCAUUUUCCGGUGACUCAGAGGUGGAGGAAGAUAAUGAGCCUGAGACUCAGCCUGCUCAAAAGAAGCAGAAGGUGUCAAGUGUGCCAGAGAAGAAUUGGACCAAAAGAGACAUUAAACCCAGCUUCCCAAGUUGGUCAGCACUGGAUUCUGGACUUUUGAAUCUCAAGAAUGAAAAGUUGAACCCAGUCGAACUCUUUGAAUUAUUUUUUGAUGAUGACACUUUCAACUUGAUUGUAAAUGAGACCAAUAAUUAUGCUUCUCAGAAAAAUGUCAACUUGGAAGUCACAGUUCAGGAACUGAAGUGUGUGUUUGGUGUCCUGCUUUUGAGUGGGUUUGUGAGGCGUCCUAGAAGGGGGAUGUAUUGGGAAAUCUCUGAUGCCGAUAAGAAUCUGGUUAGAGAUGCAAUUAGAAGGGACAGAUUUGAAUUGAUUUUCUCAUACCUACAUUUUGCAGAUAAUAGCCACCUAGACCAAAAAGAUAAGUUUACAAAAUUAAGGCCUCUCAUAAAGCAAAUGAAUAAAAAUUUCCUCUUGUAUGCUCCCCUAGAAGAAUACUAUUGUUUUGAUAAGUCCAUGUGUGAAUGCUUUGAUAGUGACCAGUACCUGAAGGGAAAGCUUACAAGAAUUGGCUAUAAAAUUUGGUGUGGUACAACCACACAGGGUUAUCUGGUUUGGUUUGAGCCCUAUCAAGAAGAACCAACUGUGAAGGCAGAUAAAGAUCUUGAUCUUGGUUUAGGUGGGAAUCUAGUGAUGAACUUUGCUGAUGUUCUUUUAGAGAGAGGUCAAUAUCCCUAUCACCUGUGUUUUGAUAGUUACUUUACAAGUGUCAAACUGAUGUCAGCCUUGAAGAAGAAGGGACUGAGGGCAACAGGAGCAAUUCGUGAAAGCAGGGCUGAAAAAUGUCCCCUUAUGAAUGCAGAACACAUGAAAAAAAUGAAGAAGGGGCAUUUCGAUUUUCGAGUGGAGGAAAAUGAUGAGAUAAUGUUGUGUCGUUGGCAUGGUGAUGGCAUUAUCAGCCUGUGCUCCAAUGCUGUAGGCAUAGAACCAGUGAAUGAAGUAAGUUGUUUUGCUGAUGAUGAAGAGAUCCUUCAGAUAAGUCAGCCAUCCAUAGUAAAACUGUAUGAUGAAUGCAGGGAAGGUGUAGCUAAAAUGGAUCAAAUCAUUUCUAAAUAUAGGGUGAGGAUAAGAAGCAAGAAAUGGUACUCAAUUUUGGUAAGCUACAUGAUUGAUCUAGCCAUGAACAAUGCAUGGCAGCUACACAGAGCCUGUAACCCCAGUGCUUCUCUAGACCUCUUGGAUUUUCGGAGAUGUGUUGCACAUUUCUACUUGGAACCCAAUGCUAAUCUGUCAGAUUAAGGCAGAUAAAAUGGACACAGUGCAGACCUUAACAAGUUACAGGAAAGUCAUAACUACACAUUAGAUUGUACAUCCCAAAGCAAACCUGAUG